Gadus morhua (Atlantic cod) is the source of this 3445-nucleotide messenger RNA. It is a transcript of the gene dync2i1, whose product is annotated as dynein 2 intermediate chain 1. Gene Ontology annotation, molecular function: dynein light chain binding; dynein heavy chain binding. Lineage: Eukaryota; Metazoa; Chordata; Actinopteri; Gadiformes; Gadidae. Gene Ontology annotation, biological process: intraciliary transport. The annotation marks the transcript as partial. The transcript has 20 exons. The record is from RefSeq and is a predicted model, not a curated record. Gene Ontology annotation, cellular component: cytoplasmic dynein complex.
AAGGAUGAGGAGAGAGAGAGAAGGCGGUCGAGAGACCCCAGGGAAGAGAGACACGUAGAGAGGAAGAGAGAGGGAGCGGAGGAGAGAGAGAAGGAGAGGAGGAGGAGGGAGGGAGGAGCAGAGAGAGAUAAGGAGAGGAGGAGAGAAGGAGGAGAGGAGAGAGAGAAGGAAAGGAGGAGAGAGGGAGGUGCAGAGAGAGAGAAGGAGAGAAGAGAAGGAGGAGAGGAGAGAGAGAAGGAGAGGAGGACAGAAGGAGAGGAGAGAGAGAAGGAGAGGAAGAUAGAGAGGGAUGCAGAUACGAGAGGACCUGAUAGAGGCCCCCAGAGACACCGAGAAGGAGAGAGAGAGAGGCACAAAGACCGGGCGAGGGAGAGAGACAUAGGAGACGAGAAGGAUAAAAGGAGAGAGGAGAGAGAGGGGCAUAGGAGGAGAGAGGGAGGGAGAGAGAGGGAAGGAGAGGAGAGAGAGAAACACAAAGAGAGGGAGCAUCGGGAAGAGGGCGAUCGACGGCACGAUGAACGGCCCGACAAAGCACGACGAGUAAGACGCUCCGAGGAGAAGGAGGAAGAGAAAAACAAAGAACCCAGAAGAGACGGAGACAGGAGGAGGAAGCAGGAGGACGGAGAGAGGGGGAAGGAGGACGAGAGAGAGAGGAGAAGAGAGAAGGAGGCGAGGAGACGAGAGAAGGAGGAUGGAGCAGGGAGGGAUGAGGAGAGAGAGAGGAGACACAGAGAGCGGCGACAGAGACCGGUCGAGGAUGUCGGUGGGGGCGUGUCCACGGAGCUCAGGGAGCCGGAGGAGACCAAGGCCCGUCACCAUGGGGACCAAGACACUGGGGAGAAGGAGCGGCGGCGAGCGAGUAGACACCCGGUCCUCCCAGAAGCAGCAGCAGCGGGAGCAGAUGUUCCUCCUGCUGCCUCCGAGAGGAAGGCUGCUGCCGAGCCAGAGUCGGCGCACGGAGAGCCCGCGUAUGAAGACGACUUUGAGGAGUACGAGGAGGACUUUGAGGAGCUGGAUGAGAGUGGGGAGGAGGAGCAGGAGGAAGAGGAGAAGGAGGAGGUGGUGGUGGAGUCCCCUCGCCAGAAGAUGGGAGCAGAGAGGAGGAAGGAGGUGGAGGCCAUCCAGAGGGCCAUGGAGGAGGAGAACCGAAGAGCAGCAGGGGGGAGGAGCGGAACCGAGGAGGAGAUCAGACCCCAAGAGUCCGAGCAGACCCGUCCGGGCUCUCCUCAUCGCGGUUCUCAGAGAGGUCCUCAGCGCGGGAAGUUUAUCGACUUUGUGGCGGCGAAGCAGAGAGAAAUCAAUCAGAAAGUCGCCAGCAAGCAGAAGAAGCGCAGUACGGAGCUGCUGCGACUCGUGGAGUUGGACUUCUCUCCGACCUUCUCCCUCCUGGACCUCCCACCGCUCAGCCAGUACGACGUCUACAUCAAGAGCUUUGGGAACACCAACACCAAACAGGCCUAUGUCCAGUGUCGUGAGGAUGACGGGGAGCGAGACGUCCAGACGGACCUCAUCGAGGUCCUGGACAGGUGGACCCAGCACCCGGCGGACCACACUGGAGCCUGUGGGGAACCGGGACGGUCUCAGGACGCCCCAGAUGGGAACACGGCGCAGAUUAACAUCGACUCCCAGCGCCUGGCCACCUUCCUACACUCAGCCGUACAGGUGAUGUCGGUGCUGCUGGAGGAGGACCACGCUGAGAGACGGUCUCUGAGGACGACCAGCAGCCAGACGGACGCCCUGUCCUUCAGCGAGGGAAACCUGCAGCUCAACACCCAGCUGCCCUUUCUCCACGGUCGGCCCUGCAGCCUGCUGCUCUUCUCCGCGUCCCAGAGACAGACCCUGCUGUCGGUCCACGGCCCCCUGGCCCAGCCCGGGGCGGUCCGCCUGGACAGCUGGACCCUGCUCUGCGUCUGGAGCAUGUGGGAGCCGUCCCGACCCCAGAAGGUCCUGGUCUACGAGUCUGAGGUGAGGUGCUGCUGCUUCAGCCCAGGGAGGGGUGCCCUGGUGCUGGCCGGGACGUCGGACGGCUCCCUGGUGCUCUGGGACCUGAGAGAGCCGGCCGGGGGUCAUCACACCAUGACCGUCGCCGGGGCCGAGUGGACCUUCAGACAGCCCACCUUCUCCACCGACGCGGUCCUCUCCGCCCUGGGGCACCACUCAGCAGUCAACACCAUCGCGGUGCUCCCCUCCCCCUCCUCCACCACCUCCACCUCCUCUACAGCCGCAGAGCCCCAGCCCCCCCUGCUGGCCAGCGAGGAGUCGGCGGGGACGUCCUUCCAGCUCGCCUCUCUGGACGAGAGGGGGGUUCUGAACCUCUGGGUGGUGCUGGAGUUGACCUCAGCCAGCCUGGCUGGAUCUCAGACUGACCUGGGUCUGAGGCCCGGAGGAAAGGUCAAGCUGCUACACAGCUCCUGUAUGCCUGCUGUGGAGAGGGAGGGCGCCGACCUUGAGGCCCUGCAGCUCCACUUCCUGCCCAGCGACGCCAACCACUUCCUCAUCACCACCAACAUGGGAGUGGUGCAUCAUGGGACGGUCCAUGGGUUCAGAUCCCCUCCCAGGGACUACGGCUCUCAGGAGGGGGGGUCGAGACCCCUCAACGUCACCUCCCUCCACUUCUCCUCCUUCAACCCCCAGCUCUUCCUGGUUGGCUGCUCGGACGGCAGCAUGAGGCUCCACAUCGUGUCGUCCCAUUGGCCGCUGGCUGAGUGGACCACCUGCCGAGGGGGCGGGGCCCCGGAGGUGGGCGUGGUCUCGGUCCGCUGGUCCCAGUCCAGACCGGCCGUCUUCUGCGUCCUUGACUCCGCCUCCCACCUCCACCUCUGGGACCUGAGCCGCGACGCCCUGGGGCCCGUCGCCACGGAAACGCUGCACGCCGACGGGGUGACGGCCAUGGCAGUGUUUGGCUCCGCCUCCUCCUCCUCCUCCUCCAAUCAGAGCUCGUUCUCCGGAGUGGCGCUGGCGCACCGCACAGGGAAACUCCAGCUCCACUACUUCAACCCCAGCUUCUCCUCGGCCAAUCACGCGGAGGAUGAGGGCGUCCUGCAGUCCAUGAUGGACCAAGCCCUCUGAUUGGCUCAAUUUGAUGUGUAAAGCCUCCUUGGUUUAUAUUCAAUGAUGUCUAAACUAUUCUGAUUGGUUUAUAGUCCAUAAUUUAUAAAGCAUUCUGAUUGACUUAUGGUUUAUGAUGUAUAAAGCAUUCUGAUUGGUUUAUCGUCCAUGAUGUAUAAAGCAUUCUGAUUGGUUUAUCGUCCAUGAUGUAUAAAGAAUUCUGGUUUGCUGGUUUGUACUGUGUAUAUAUAUACCUUCAUUUAUUUUUUACAGAUUUAAAAAUAAUAUUUAAAGUAGGCCUAUGUUUCCUAAUAAAAUGUUAUUUAGAAAGCUCUGAAUUUCCAUGUCAAGCCUGAAUACAGCUGAGGCCAAUGAGGAAAUAAACAUAUAAACAAGC